Molecule: messenger RNA, 249 nt
Organism: Dovyalis caffra
Lineage: Eukaryota; Viridiplantae; Streptophyta; Magnoliopsida; Malpighiales; Salicaceae
Source: the annotation of a GenBank genome assembly
AUGUCUGAUCCUGAUGCCAAAUCCACUAAUAAGCUAAGAGCAAGUGAGAAGACCAUGUCACAUGCUGCUAUUGGAAAGGUUGAUGGCUCACAGAAACUCUCACUUCCUCUGUUCUCUACCUCUUGCUCCCAUAUAAUCAAGUACGUUCGGCCCAAUGAACGUGAAGUUGGGAAAGCAAUCAGGCAGCCAACUGCUCCAAAGAUCAAGUUAAGAAAGGAAAAGGCAAUUAGAGAAUGUUUCAAUGUGUGA